Messenger RNA from Trichosurus vulpecula (common brushtail), 7781 nucleotides. RefSeq names its product zinc finger protein 850-like. Gene Ontology annotation, molecular function: DNA-binding transcription repressor activity, RNA polymerase II-specific. The record is from RefSeq and is a predicted model, not a curated record. Gene Ontology annotation, biological process: negative regulation of transcription by RNA polymerase II. The coding region runs from base 1 to 5601 and encodes 1866 amino acids. NCBI's taxonomy places the organism in Eukaryota, Metazoa, Chordata, Mammalia, Diprotodontia, Phalangeridae. The transcript has 8 exons.
AUGGCCAAGGCGACUCCUGUUAAGGUGUCUGUGACAUUUGAUGAUGUGGCUGUGUAUUUCUCAAAGAAUGAGUGGAAGAAACUGGAAUGGUCCCAGAAAGAACUUUAUAAGCAUGUCAUGAGGACUAAUUAUGAAACUUUGAUCUCUUUGGAUUAUACUAUUCCCAAACCAGUCUUGAUAUCCCAUAUUGAAGAAGGAAAGGAGCCAAUCUUCAAGAAUCUGCGAAACUUGCAGACAAGUGUGAGACCAAUCCAAUCUGGCGCUGAUGAGCUACGUAACUCUGACAGCACUGAGGAACAGCAAUCUGGAGAUGAUGGGCUAUGCAGCUCCAAUAGCAUUGGGGAACAGCAGUCUGUCUCUGGAAACCAGGGAGUUAUGCAGCUAAAAGCAAAGGAAUGCAAUUUUGGUGGUCCUCGAAACCAAGACUUAUCUGGAUCAUCAUCAGCUAAACAGGGAAAUGUUUUCUGCAGGCCUAACCGAAGAAACACCUUGAGAAACCUCUCCUCCCAAAACAGAGAGCCUUCAGUUCCAGAAGCUAAUAGCACUAAGGGAUCCACUGAGAGGGUAGAAGAGGAACAUCUGGGGACCGUCAGUUGUCAGGAAGCCCCCAAUGGGCAUAGAUUCUAUCCCUGCCAUGUGUGUGGGAAAAGCUUCCAGUUCAAAGGUCACUUGGUAAAACACCAAAGGAGCCACUCAGACAACCAAUGCCAAUGCCCAAAGUGCAAGAAGAAAUUCAGCAGGCAAUCUGACCAGAGACAGAAAGGAAAGAACAAAAAAAAGAGAAGGUACAGAAAAAGAAUCUAUGAGUGCAGUGAGUGUGGCAAGAGCUAUGGCUUGAAGAAGAACCUGAAUGCCCAUCAGCGUAAGCACAGUGGGGAGGAUUUCCUUCAGGAAUCUGAAAAGAAUAAGAACUUCACCCACAAGGUCAACCUAAAGAGGCCUGAGCGCAUACGCAGCAGGAGGAAUGUCUUCACUUGUAGGGAGUGUGGGAAAAGCUUCUGCCAGGAGUCUUACCUGCGAACCCAUCUAAGCCUGCAUAAGGAGGAAAAGCUGUUCGUCUGUGGUGAGUGUAACAAGUGCUUUUCUUAUCAGUACAAGUUUAUUGAACACAUCAGAGUUCAUACUGGGGAGAAGCCCUUCCAGUGUACCAAAUGUGGAAAGAGCUUCCGCCUGAAGGUCAAUCUGAAGAUCCACACGAGCCUGCAUAAUGGGGUCAAUCCUUACCGUUGUAGUGAGUGUAAAAAGACCUUUGCUCACAAAUCAAGCCUCGUUAAACAUGUGAGAAGACUUCAUAGACUGGAUAGGCCUUUUAAGUGUCCCGAGUGUGACAAGACCUUCAAAAGGAAGACCACCAUGAGACUCCAUUAUGGUUUACACAAAGGGGAAAGACCAUUCCCUUGCACAAAAUGUGACAAAUGCUUCAGCCAACAAAUUAAACUCACUGAACACAUGAGAGUCCACACUGGGGAGAAACCUUACCGGUGUCCUGAAUGCGGUAAAAAAUUUCGCCUGAGGAGAAGUAUGAUUGCCCAUCAUAGUGAACACAGUGGGAUGAAGUCCUUCAUCUGUGGGGAGUGUGGCAAAAGAUUCCUUAUGCAGUACAUGCUCACUGAACACUUCAGGGUCCACAGUGGGGAGAAGCCCUUCCAGUGUGGUGAAUGUGGUAAGAAUUUUACCCGUAGAACCAACUUGAAUGCCCACAUGCGUAUUCAUACUGGAGAAAAGCCAUUCUCCUGUAGCCAGUGUGGCAAAUGUUUUCCUCAUCAUUCUAAGCUUGCUCAACACCUUCAAGUGCACAACAAGGGAAAAACCUUCCAGUGUCCUGAAUGUGACAAAAGCUUUCGCCAGAAUAGAAGUCUAAAGGCCCACAUGAGCCACCACAGUGGGGAGAAGCCUUUUACUUGUAAAGAGUGUGGCAAAAGCUUUGCCUUGCAGCAUGUCUUCAAUGAACACAUCAGGGUUCACAGUGGGGAAAAGCCCUUCCAGUGUCCUGAAUGUAGCAAGUGCUUCUAUAGGAAGGCUACCAUGAAGGUCCAUCAGAACAGACAUAAGCAGAAAAAGUCAUACCCAUGCCCCAAAUGUGAAAAGUGUUUUUCCCAGCGUUGUGAACUCACUGAACAUGCUAAAUCUCACCAAAAAAAGGAGGCCUUCCAGUGUUCUGAGUGUGACAAGAGCUUCUCUCAGGAAAAAUCUCUGAAGGUUCAUGAGAGUCUGCACAAAGGGGAGAAUACACUUUCCUGUGAUGAAUGCGGUAAGAAUUUCACCCGGAAGUGUGAGCUGAGUAGACACAUCAAGAUCCACACUAGGAAGAAAUCCUUCCCAUGUCCUGACUGUAAAAAGAUCUUUGUCCAUAAGUCAUCUUUGAGGGCACACCACCACAUACAUAAGAAGGAAAGACCAUUCUUAUGUUCUGAUUGUGGCAAGAGCUUUGCUUAUGUGGGUGCAUUCAAUACCCAUACUGCAGCCCAUGCGAAGGAGAAAGCCAAGAGUUCCAGGUCAGAGAAGAAUUCCAGAUCAGAGAAGAGUUCUAGAUCAGAGAAGAGUUCCAGAGAAGAGAUUCCCACCACCCCGGCCGCAGUUGGAUCUUUGGCCCCGGACUCCUCCGACACGCCUUUAUUCCUCCACGCUGGAGGGGGAGCUGUGUCAGGAUCCCCGCUAAGUGGCAGCGUCCCAGGCUGCUGCGGAGCUGGAGUCCCAGGAUGCACCGCGUGUACCCGGCAACUGCUGCGGGUUACAAGGGGAUAUCAGCUGGGGCCGGGGCCCGGGCCGGGCCGCUGGUGCUCAGGCGCCGGGGGCAGCCCAGCUCGGGGCCGGCCCUCCGGGGGCUCAGAGCGGCCCGGGACGAGCUCGGCUCGCCCGUUCCUGCCCCUGGCUCCGCGUCCUCCGCUCUACGGCCCUUUCCCCGGCCGGACAUCCUGGGCCGGGCCGCUGGCGGAGCGGGGCGGGAGGAAGGAGGAGGAAGGGCCAGAGCCUCUGCAGCCCUUCGCGCCGCAGCCUCCCCGGGGCCCAGGCUCGACACCGAGGGCCAUGGCCGCGGCGGCGCCUGCUCCGGUCCCAGUGAAGUUUGAUGAUGUGGCCAUAUAUUUCUCAGAGCAAGAAUGGAAUAUCCUGGAUGAUUGGCAGAAAGACCUUUACAAGCAUGUGAUGAGGGCCAAUUACUCAACCCUGGUUUCCUUGGACUAUACCACUCCCAAACCAGAUUUGAUAUUCCGGAUCGAACUAGGAGAAGUAUUAUUUGUUGGGAAUUGGGGAGAUUUGGAACAAGCGGAAAUAGGAGUCAGCCUGAAUGCUUAUAAGCAUUUCAACUUGAAAGUCGCUGAGAAGAAACUGUUUAGGGGGAAUCAUGGAGCUGCAAGGACAAAAAUGGAGGAAGGUGAUUUAGAUGGUCUUCAAAGUCAGGGUUCAGAGGAAAGAAAAGAGAUUUCCUCCAAAUCUUGUCAAAAAACCACUGUGGAAUGUCUGUGCAUCCAAGGCAUGCAGACUCCAAUUCCGAAAUUAGAGGACUCUACCCAGAGUGGCAGAUAUGAGAGUCACAAAACCUUCAGCUCACCUAAUCACCAGGAAUCUCCCUUAGGGCAAAAGAUUUGCUCUUACCCUGUCUUUGGGAAAAACUUCCAGGCAAAAGGGCAUCUAGUGAAGCAUCAUGGCAACCACACAAAGAACAAUCCAUGCACAUGCUCAAAAUGCAAGGAAAAAGUUAGAAAGCAGGCUACCUUACAUUUGCAUUAUGGGAAGAAGUGCUUCCAGUCUAGCGAAUGUGAGAAGAACUUUAGUUAUAGUGUGAACCGGCAUUAUCGUCAGUUCAUACCUGUAGGGAAAAAACUAUUCCAGUGUUCUGAAUGUGAUAGAAGCUUUCGAUGGGAGGCUGGUUUGAAAUCCCACCAGAGCUUGCACAGUGGAAAUGGACAGUUUUCCUGCAAUACAUGUGGCAAGGUUUUCAUUCGGAAAGCUAGGUUUAUCACCCAUAUUAAAUUACACACAAGUGAGAAUCCUUUCCAUUGCCCAGUGUGUGGCAAGAGGUUCUUUAAGAGGAAGUACCUCCUCAGACACCAGCAGCUACAUUCGGGAAAGAGGCCCUUCCAGUGCCCUGAGUGUGGUAAGACCUUCUGUCGAAAAUCCUACAUGAAGGCCCACCAGCGCUUACACAGCACAGAGAGGCCAUUUGCCUGCACACAGUGUGAAAAGGAUUUCACUCACCAGUAUAAACUCACUGAACAUAUGAGGGUACAUAGUGGAGAAAAGCCUUUCCAGUGCCCUGAGUGUGAUAAGAGUUUCAGUCGAAAGUCCCACAUGAAGGCCCAUCGACGUUUACACAGUAGGGACUGGCCCUUCUCCUGUAGAGAGUGUGGCAAAGGCUUCACCCAGCGGUAUAGACUUACCAGACAUAUGAGGGUGCACAGUGGAGAGAAGCCUUUCCAGUGCACUGAAUGUGGCAAGAGUUUCCGACAGAAGGCAAGCCUUCUUCAUCACCAGCUUAUGCAUAUGGGAGACAUAGCCUUUCUCUUCAAGUGCCCAGAGUGCAAUAAGAGCUUCCACCAGAAGAAAAGUCUGCUCAACCAUCAACUCAUGCACACAGGUGAGAGACCCUUUCAGUGCCCCAAGUGUGAUAAGAGAUUCCGCCUCAAGGGCAACAUGAAGGCCCACCAGCGCCUACACAGUGGGAUCAGACCAUUCUCCUGUGGAGUGUGUGGCAAGGGCUUCACUCAUAAAUCUAAGCUGACUAGCCACACCAAGGUACAUACUGAGGAGAAGCCCUUUCAGUGUCCUCAGUGUAAUAAGAGCUUCUGCCACAAGAGGAGCCUAAUUAAUCACCAGUUGGUACACACAGGGGAGAGACCCUACCAUUGCCCUGAAUGUAACAAAAGCUUCUCUUCUAAGGCCUAUGUGAAGGCCCACCAGCGAAUCCAUAAGGGAGAGAAGCCAUUUUCCUGUAGCGAGUGUGGCAAGAACUUCACCAAUCAGUUUAGGCUCACAGAGCACAUCCGGGUGCACACUGGGGAAAAACCAUUCCAGUGCCCAGAGUGUGACAAGAGCUUCCGUCAGAAGAGAAGCCUUAUCAACCAUCAGCUUGUUCAUACAGGUGAGAGACCCUUCCAGUGCCCUGAGUGUAAUAAAAGCUUCCGUUGGAAGGCUGGAAUGAAGGCCCACCAGCGUCUCCACAGGGGUGAGAGGCCAUUUCAGUGCCCUGACUGUGACAAGAGUUUCUCUUUGAAGGCCUAUCUGAAGGCCCACCAGCGAAUACAUAAGAGGGAAAAGCCAUUUUCCUGUAGUGAGUGUGGCAAGAACUUUGCUGAUCAGUUUAGGCUCACAGAGCACAUCCGAGUGCACACUGGGGAAAAACCCUUCCAGUGCCCUGAAUGUGACAAGAGCUUCCGUCAGAAGAGAAGUCUGACAAACCACCAGCUCGUACACACAAGUGAAAAACCUUUUCAGUGUCCUGAGUGUAACAAGAGCUUCCGGUGGAAGGCUGGAAUGAAGGCCCAUCAACGUCUGCACAAGGGGGAAAGGGUGUUUUCCUGCAGUGAAUGUGAUAAGUGUUUUUCUAAGCAGUCUAAACUUGAUGAACAUAUUCGGGUUCACAGUGGAGAUGAGCCCUCCUAGUGUUCUGAAUGUGACAAGCUUUCAUCAAAAAAAAAAAAAAAAAAGAGCCUUGAUAACCACCAGGCCCACCAGUGCCUAGCUAAUAGUGAGACACUUUUCUCCUGCAAGCAGGAGAGGCACAGGCUUCUCCUGGCAGUUUAAGCGCAUCCCGUACAUGGGUUUACCCACUAGGAUCAUGUCCUGGAGUUUCCCAAGUGAACUAGACACUGAACUUGGCAGCACUUUGGACCAAUUACAGGGUCACUGGAGCUGAGACAGAAUUGACAACAUCAAGGAUGUCCUUGAGCUUCCAGAGCGUAAAACGUCCUCUCUCCCUCCUCAAAUUUCCUAAAGCACUUUGUCUAAAUCUCUCCACUGCCUCUAUUACACUCUCCUUUGUGUAUCAUACUUAUCUAUGUGCAUGGGAUCCCAACCCUCCCCUCUAAUUGCAACCCCUCCCCGCAAAUGUAAGCAACUUGAGGGCAAGGACUUAUUUUUUAUCUUUGUAUCCCCAGCAUCUAACACAGUACCUUGCACACAGUAGGCACUUAAUAAGUGUUUUAAUUGAAUGUGGCAGAACCAUUGGCUAUCUGAUGAACUGCUGCAGCUGACAGACAAGCCUGAGAGGUGGAAGUCCAAAACUGAGGGCUUUUGUCAUGCAAAGAUGAUGGGCCACCUAGUAAACUUUGAAACUUCAUAUUGCAAUCAUGCUUCUUGUUCAUUACUGGAAAAAAUCAUUUGGUCCCAUAAUCCAAUUCCUGAUUCUUUCAUAGUACCACUGAGAAGCUUCUCCAGCAAAUAUUGAGAGCACCUUGAAACUGGAACCCCAUUGGGAAAUAAAAAACUAGCUAGGAUAGAAUCCUUCCCCUGAAGUGUGGAGAAUAGAAAUAUUAGCUGGCUGUUCUUUCUGUUACCCCUGCAUUGUACCUGACUUCUCCUCAGGCCUAUAACUCCUGUUGAAAGUAGCGGUGGACAAGCCACUUGGUGCUUAGGUUCAAAUUAAGAGGUACAGAAAGUAAUGACACUCUAAAGCUAAAGACUUAAGAAGGUGUGUUCAAAGGAUGCCUAGGAUCAGGCACUGUUUGGUGGUCUCUUGCUCUAAUGGAUACAUAGCAGGACCUGAAUUGAUACACAGUUUAAAAAGCCAUGCAUCAUCCUGGACCUAAUUUAUGAUUUUUGGGGACAACACACCCCAUAAUUUUUAAAAAAUGCAUACUAGGCAGUCAGAACCACCCUCCCGUACUCUAAGUUGACUCAAUGCCCCUGGAACAAGGGAUUGUACAAAUCUGGCUGGAUAUAAAACUACUGGCAGUGCUUUUGAGAUACAUGGCACAGUCUUGUGCCCGGUCCUUAAAGGGAGUCAGACUCAGAGAAGCUUGUGACAGGUGACACCCAUAGCUUCUCUUGGAGAGGAUCAUAUGAGCCAAGAGAAGCUAAUUCCUGUAAGUUGUAACUUACGCAGAAAAGCAACAACUUAGAACAUGAGCAUGUAUCUUCCACAGCCCCAAUCCUUGACUGCAUUAGACAACAUCUAGGAGAGAGAAUUAGCCUUUUGGGAGAGGCAUAAAUAGGUAAGGUUAUCUGUUGGCUGUUAUUGUGAUUACCUGUGUCACUGUGGACAUCAGACUAUAAAGUCCAAGGCCCUUCGCUUAAAGCCUACACUGUAUAUGUCUAGAAGCUAGAGCUAGUAGGGGUGGACCUUGAACCAUUUCAUUAUUUGCCAUUUUUUGACCCUAUCUUUAAUGCUAAUAUCUGCUGGUGGAGGCCCAGGCUUGUAUACAUAGCUUUAGCCACUAGGGUUCUUUCCAGGUAUGCUACAUAGUUCCUUUUGGGGGCUCUUAAAAACUGAUGCCCUUUUUUGUUAAUGCCACCACCAUUUACUAACAUCUCUCUCCCCCCAUAGAGCCCUGCCUCGUAACAAAAAUGGUUAAGCAAAAACAACUGUUUGGCAGUGUAUUCAGCAUUCUGAUCCCAUAGUUCCCCACCUUUACUGAGAACAAAGUGUUUUGUCAUCUGUUCUUAGGACCAAAAUUGGUCACUGUAAUCUUGAGUUGUGCCUUUUUGUGUUAUUUUCAUUUGCAUUAUUGUAGUCAUUGUGUAUAUUGUGCUAGUGUUGCUUACUUUGUUCUGUCAGUUUGUAUAAGUCUGUGUUUGUUGUCUUUUACGGUGCAACAGUAUUCCAUUACAUUCCUCUACAACAA